Molecule: messenger RNA, 858 nt
Organism: Charadrius vociferus (killdeer)
Lineage: Eukaryota; Metazoa; Chordata; Aves; Charadriiformes; Charadriidae
Gene: GOLPH3L
Product: golgi phosphoprotein 3-like
Exons: 4
Coding region: 1-858 (285 amino acids)
Biological process (GO): retrograde vesicle-mediated transport, Golgi to endoplasmic reticulum; Golgi to plasma membrane protein transport; Golgi organization
Cellular component (GO): trans-Golgi network; Golgi cisterna; cytosol
Molecular function (GO): phosphatidylinositol-4-phosphate binding
Source: RefSeq, a predicted model, not a curated record
AUGACGACGCUAACGCACCGAGCACGGCGUGCUGAGGCGGGAAGGAACUUGGACAAGAAGCCUGACAGCGAGGAAGAUGCGGCUGCAGACAGAGACCUGAACGAUGAUGAUCCUGAUGACUCCAAAGAUAUCCGCCUCACGCUCAUGGAGGAGGUGCUGCUCCUGGGGCUGAAGGACAAGGAGGGCUACACCUCCUUCUGGAAUGACUGCAUCUCUUCAGGCCUGCGGGGCGGCAUCCUCAUUGAGCUGGCUCUGCGCGGCCGGAUCCGCCUGGAGCCACUCUCCAUCAGGAAGAAGAGGCUGCUGGAGAGGAAGGUGCUCUUGAAGUCGGAUGCGCCGACUGGUGACGUCUUGCUGGAUGAGACCCUCCGACACAUCAAGGCCACGGAGGCUGCAGAAACGGUGCAGACCUGGAUAGAGCUGCUCACUGGGGAGACCUGGAACCCCUUCAAGCUGCAGUACCAGCUGAGGAACGUGCGUGAGCGCAUCGCCAAGGCUCUGGUGGAGAAGGGCAUCCUCACCACGGAGAAGCAGAACUUCCUGCUCUUUGACAUGACCACCCACCCUGUCAGCAACGCCACUGAGAAGCAGCGCUUGGUGAAGAAGCUCCAGGAGAGCAUGCUGGAGCGGUGGGUGAAUGACCCCCACCGCAUGGACCGCAGGACUCUGGCUCUCCUGGUGCUGGCCCACUCCUCAGAUGUGCUGGAGAACGUGUUCGCCAGCCUGGCAGACGACAAGUAUGAUGUGGCCAUGAAUAGGACCAAGGACCUCCUCGAUAUGGACCCCGAGGUGGAAGCUGCCAAAGCCAGGGGCACGGAGAUGAUCUGGGCUGUCCUGGCAGCCUUCAAUAAGUCCUAA